CCUCUCGCUGCUGCUCCUCUCGCAUUCUGCCUCGCUUCCUUUUCUCUCUUUUUUUCCCGUUUUUUUUUCCGGGCUCCCAUCCCUUUCCGCGUCCCGGCUUCCCCUCCGCCCCGCUCCUUUUGCUGCCCCGAGCCCCGCGGCCCCGCCUCCGGAUUCCCUCCGGGUUCUGCUCCGGCGGUUGGAUCUCGCCGCAGCUGCGCCCUGCCUUUGAAGCAGAGAAGGUGCUCAUAUUUAUUCUCCAUCGAUUGGACUGCUUCAAGUACUGUUUGUUGCCAGUGCAUUGUGGGAGUCGAUGGUACUAUACGAGGUCACAUGAAAGUCCCACCUAUCAGUUUGGACAGCAUUGCAAUAAGUAGCUGGUCAGAUACACCACAAUUUUUUCAUAUUCAAUAUGCCGCCAUGGUGGGGUAAGUCAUCCUCAAAAGAUGUUAAGAAAACCACCAGAGAAAACCUGCUUGAUACAUUUCAUCGUUUGAUAAGUCCUAAUGAGCAAAAGGGAAGCACAAAAUCAAAACGGAAUUGCAGACGUGGAAAUAAUACAGCUGUUGAGAAAGUUUGCAAAUCAACAACAGUGUCACGUCCAACUUCACCAUCAAAAGAAGUUUCUCGCUGCCAAAGUUUUUCGGUUGACAGGCCACAUGCCCAGCCACUUCCUAUUCCUGGAGGAUGCCCUCGAGCAACGCGUACAGUUUCUGAUGUCAUUGAAUCAAAGCCCAUAUUGGAAAAGCGCGGCAAACCACCCCUGUUUCUGCCGCUUCCUAAACCUGAUCUGCUUCACAAAAGGCCUGGAAACAGUGAGAUUGCUUCAGAAAUAGUGGUUGCUUCUGUCUCGAGCAACUGUUCUGCUGAUAGUGAGGAUCAUGCCGAUUCUCAGCUUCAGAGUCCCGUUGGGAAUGACAUUGAAAAUACAACAAAGAUUUCUUCAAAAAACAAGUCAAGUAAUGUUCGCAAGGAGCACCCUGGUACCGAUACUACCAAGAUCAAGAAGGAAACGUCCAAGCCAGUUGCUAAUGCUUUCCUCAAUAACCAUACAAUGUCCACAUCACCAAGAGGUAUUGCAGCUGAAAAUAAUCAACCAAAUGUACAAAACCUCCGUCCGGUGGUUUUGGAGAGUGCUCCCAAUAGUUUGAUGUCAAGUCCUUCAAGAAGUCCAAGACGGAUAUGCCCUGAUCACAUUCCAACUACAGCCUUUUGGGCAGUGAAGCCACAUGCAGAUGUAACUUUCCUUGGAUCUGGUCAGUGCUCCAGUCCAGGCUCAGGGCAAACAUCUGGACAUAAUUCAGUUGGCGGUGAUAUGCUUGCCCAGCUGUUUUGGCAGCCCAGCAGGGGUAGUCCAGAGUGUUCGCCAAUUCCUAGCCCAAGAAUGACAAGUCCUGGCCCUAGUUCUCGUGUGCAUAGUGGAAGUGUUUCCCCAUUGCAUCCAAGGUCUGGAGGAGUGGCACCUGAAUCUCCUACAAGUCGGCAUAAUGAUGGAAAGAAGAAGCAAACCCAUAAAUUGCCCCUUCCACCAUUGAGCAUCUCGAACAGUUCAUUUUUUCCCAACAACUCCACGCCAACUAGUCCUAUUUCAGUACCCCGGAGCCCUGGAAGAACAGAGAAUCCAUCAAGUCCAGCAUCACGAUGGAAGAAGGGCAAGCUGAUUGGUCGUGGGACAUUUGGUCAUGUAUAUGUUGGCUUCAACAGUGAUAGCGGCGAAAUGUGUGCGAUGAAAGAGGUUACCCUAUUCUUGGACGAUCCUAAAUCGAAGGAGAGUGCAAAACAAUUGGGGCAGGAAAUAUCACUCUUGAGCCGCUUACAGCAUCCAAAUAUUGUACAAUACUAUGGAUCAGAAGCGGUUGAUGAUAAACUUUACAUAUACUUGGAGUAUGUGUCUGGUGGAUCCAUACAUAAACUUCUACAAGAGUAUGGACAGCUUGGUGAACCAGCAAUACGCAGCUACACUCAUCAGAUACUUUCAGGCUUAGCAUAUUUGCAUGCUAAGAAUACAGUCCACAGGGACAUCAAAGGUGCAAACAUACUAGUAGAUCCAAGUGGCCGUGUUAAGCUUGCAGACUUUGGGAUGGCGAAACAUAUCAACGGGCAGCAUUGUCCUUUCUCAUUUAAGGGAAGUCCAUACUGGAUGGCUCCAGAGGUUAUAAAAAAUUCUAAUGGAUGCAACCUUGCUGUUGACAUAUGGAGUUUAGGAUGCACUGUCCUAGAAAUGGCUACCUCAAAGCCACCAUGGAGCCAGUAUGAAGGGAUUGCUGCAGUGUUCAAGAUUGGGAACAGCAAGGAACUUCCACCAAUACCAGAUCACCUUUCAGAGCGUUGCAAGGACUUCAUUAGGAAGUGCCUGCAGCGUGACCCAUCUCAACGUCCAACAUCAGCUGAGCUUUUGCAACAUCCAUUCAUACAAAAUGGAAUUUCACUUGAGAAAUUUGUUGCUCCUAAUCCUUUGGAACAUUUGGCUGCCAUAUCCUGUAGACCAAAACCCAAGGUGUCCAUGCAGACAAGAAAUACCUCCUUAGGUUUGGAGGGUCAGACAAUUUACCAGAGAAGGGGUGCGAAACUAUCGUCAAAACACAGUGAUAUCCAUAUAAGAAGCAACAUAUCCUGUCCAGUUUCUCCAUGUGGAAGCCCCCUGCUAAAGUCGAGGUCUCCCCAACACACAAGUGGCAGAAUGUCACCCUCUCCUAUUUCGAGCCCUAGAACUACUUCAGGCACUUCCACACCCCUAUCUGGUGGUAAUGGUGCUAUUCCAUUCAACCACCUAAGGUAUGCAACCUACAGCAGCGAGGGAUUUGGGACAUCUAGAGGCCCAGAUGAUCUCUUCCCCAACCGGCAUAAAGAUCCUAUCCUUGGGCAAUUCACUCAGUCACAUCAAGUCUCACAGGGACCUCGGGAAAGAGUAGUAUCUGAAGCUGAUAUUCUGAGCCCUCAAUUUGGAAAGAGACUUGGGAAUGUUUUUGAUUUGCGUGAAAGGCUGUCCCCUUCUGAACAUUUUACUCGUCAUGCCUUUAUUGAUCAUGUGGAGCUAAAUCCUUCACUUAACCUAACAUCUGGCUCUCACCUUGGAAAGCAUGGUAAAUAACUAUUGAGUGUAAAAAGCAGGGUGGCAUUUUUUGGAGUUUGUUAUGGUAACUGGUGGUUUUUGGCUGCUAUGACCAUUCAAUUACUGGAAUUGUAUCAUAGUAUCAGAAUUCAGAAAGAUUGACAAUUUCUUUAUAAGCCAAUGGAUGGCAUCGUUGUUGUCAUCAAUGCAAUUCAAGUCAACAAAGCUGCUGGGGCCAUGUCUGGUGUCAAAGCAACAUAGUUCUAAACGUUUUCUCCUUGGCUUAUGCCGCCCAUUCCUAUCAGGCCAAACAACUUGCCUUAGCAUACUACUACCAGCAUGCUAACAAGUGUCAAUGAUGGGACUGUAUAUUAGAUUCCCAGACUGAAUCACUGAAGGACCCAAAGCAGUAACUCACCAUUUGUAUACCCCUCACCCUAAUAUGUAGCCUAUUUUUUCCUAUUUUUUUUCUUGGCAUCCUGAUGCCAAUGUAUAGAAAUCUCAACGAAGAGCCUAGAUUUUGCACAGGUAAAACAGUUGAGCUAUUCAGCAAUCAGUCUCCCCCCCCCCCCCCAUCCUUCGGUCCUUCACAGUUACAUAUCUCUCACACGUGGCUGGAGCUGAUGCAGCUAGUCUGACUUAGCACUGAUAAAUGUAUUUUGUAGCGGUACUUAACUAUAACUAAUGAGCCAUUUCAUUCACUGCACGCCUGUACAAUCAUCUACUCCGAAUGUAUACAAAGAAUCUGGUCCCGAACUAAAUGCAUGUAGUCAUAAUGUUAAUAUGCAA
Messenger RNA from Panicum virgatum (switchgrass), 3820 nucleotides. RefSeq names its product mitogen-activated protein kinase kinase kinase YODA-like. The transcript is spliced from 14 exons. Bases 392 to 3070 code for a protein of 892 amino acids. Lineage: Eukaryota; Viridiplantae; Streptophyta; Magnoliopsida; Poales; Poaceae. Gene Ontology annotation, molecular function: protein kinase activity; ATP binding. The record is from RefSeq and is a predicted model, not a curated record. Gene Ontology annotation, biological process: protein phosphorylation.